This is a messenger RNA of Mytilus californianus (California mussel), 1321 nucleotides long. RefSeq lists its product as uncharacterized. The transcript has 3 exons. Lineage: Eukaryota; Metazoa; Mollusca; Bivalvia; Mytilida; Mytilidae. The record is from RefSeq and is a predicted model, not a curated record. The coding region runs from base 1 to 1209 and encodes 402 amino acids.
AUGGAGCAGAAGAUUCACGUUAUUGAUUGCUGUGCUCGUUUCGCAAGUUAUACAACAACAGAUCAAAUCAGAAGUCACGAACUCAAGAACCACAGUUUGCUUGGUAAGAGUCAUUCAGAUAUGUACCGCAAUGACAACGAAUACAGCAGAAAUUCCGGAAACAAAUUCAUUGAUACGUUAAAAGGUGUGUUGAUUCGAACACUUAAGUCCUUGAAUAGAUAUAACAACGAUCUUGCUAUUUAUUUUGUUCAACACCAUCCGUUUUUGGCCAAGACAUUCAACCAGCUGAGCAAUCCUUACAAAACAUAUCCUUCAAAAAAGCAACAAGAAGAAGUAUCUUCAAAAAAUAUUGGUUCGCUCAAAAAAAUGUCAAUUAGAUUAUCCGAGUUUCAAAGAAUUCCUCCAAAAAAUAAGAAAACAAGGUUAUCUGCCGGAUUUAAAUCGAAUAACGUAAAAGCCACUGAAAUUGUAGCAGAUGAUGUUAUAGUAAAACAAAACGUUCACAGAAGUACUGCAGUGUACGGUGACAAUAUCCACAAGGGUACUAAAAAAUCACCACAACAAGCCUCAUUCUCCUUCCAUAAAAAAGGACCAGGAAGUCAAUUUAAAUUUUCAAGUUGGAGAUCUGGGAAUAGCAGGCAAACAAUAUCAACCAACGCUGAUCAGCAAUUUAUAGAUUCUUAUCGACUUAGAAGACAUUACUUUCCAUCUCGACAGAUAGCACCAACAGCGCUAUCUAGACAAAUACAGACAGUCUCUAAAUCAAAGUCACACAUGCUAGCUCCUAUUGAAAAAUCAUAUUUUAAACACAAGUUUAAAUAUCCCGCAACAGUACGAUCUAGUGAAACUAGACCUGCUUUUUCAAAACCAAAUGAAAAAAAACAAAAAAACAUACCAUCAAAUAAAAAAGAAUUAGAGGAACUUUGGGAUGAUUCAUGGUCUGAUUCAGACUCAGAAUACGAGUACUAUGACGAUGAUGACAAUAUUGACAACCGGAAACCAGUGAUAAGAAGGAGUGAUAUUGAUACAGAUGAAAUACAAACCGGAAGUGACAUCGAUGCUGGAGAAAUACAAGCAGGAAUUGACAUUAAUGCAGGUGAAAUUCAAGCUGAAAGAAUGUAUGCUGAUGUUAUAAAAGCAAAUCAAAUGCAUGCACACAGGAUAAUAGCAGAUAAUGUUGUUGUUUCUGCAAAAUAUCGCGACUUGUGAUCACCGAAGAACAUGCAAUAACCGCACCUGUUGUGGAACAAAACAAAGUAUUAUAUUACUAACUACUGUCAUCAAGUCCAUCAUUCAUCUUAUAAUAAAAUAAGACAUACGA